UUGUCCAAGGAGGAGAUGGAAGUCAGACACCACGGAUCGCCGUACAAGCCAUUGGCCUUGCGAGAACACUUGCGCGCUCAACGCUUCCGGCUAUCGCACCACGACUUGCGCGCCUUCACUUCGUCAUGGCUUCCACUGCCGGUGUUUGUUGCGUACAGAAUACUCCUGGCGGUAUACCUUGCCGGGUUGACCGUCGCUCACAUCGUAGACCGCAGACACACGGACGGCGCUCGCUGGCUCAUCUUCAUCACAAACUGGAGUUUCCUUCUAUUCCUAGCAGCGACAACCCUGGCUGCGAUUAUGACUCUAAUCUUUACCAUGCAACCAUCUAAACUGGUAAAAAGUCGGAGACCUCGGGCUAACACUAAAAUUUCAAGUGAUACUAAGAAUUCUGAGCGUGCCCAAACCAACAAUAAUGGAGGAGAUGAUAUAAACUGGUUGUGA
Messenger RNA from Geodia barretti, 444 nucleotides. Lineage: Eukaryota; Metazoa; Porifera; Demospongiae; Tetractinellida; Geodiidae. The record is from the annotation of a GenBank genome assembly.